AUGGCAAAGGUUCAACUGUCGUUUCUUAGAAACAUCCACGAGCUACUAAUUCAAGGCGACCACAACGACAUAAAACUUGUUUUUCAAGAUGGCUGCACGACUGGAAGUCAGAUAUGUCUGAUAGCACUGUCGCCUUAUUUUGAAGCGAUGUUGACGUCUGAUAUGUUGGAAAAGAACACUGGAGUGGUGAUGUUACCGACAGUAUCUAAACAAACGUUUAACAAUGUGCUGAAAUUUCACUUUCUUGGUGAAAACGUUGUCAACGACGCCAACUGUCACAUGUUACUUGAUAUCGCCGAGUUGAUGCUUUUGGAUGACCUUAAGUCUUUCUGCAUGGAUUACAUGCAUGACAAUCUCACACUAACCGUGAAGAACUGCAUUUACAUUUGGAGAUUAUCUAAUAAUUAUAACAUGGAGAAUCUUGCUACACAAGCAUUUUGUCACGCGGUUAGAAACAUGGGGGGUCUUUCAAAGAAUAGAUCCAUCGUGGAUUUGACAAAAGAUGAAUAUCUUCAAAUAUUGUCUCAGUGUGAUUUGUCGUAUAAAGAAGAGGACGUUGUUCGAGAUGUCCAGAUGUGGAUACAGGAAAACAACCCUUCAGAUAACACUAUGGUCGAUCUGUUCAGAGAAAUCAAAUUUGAGCACGUCAGCUUGAGUUAUCUGACUGAUGACAUCGACUUUACAAGUUUUGUCCAGGAACACGGAGCGGUGCAGCAAGUGGUUCAGGAAGGCACCACGCGUUACCACCACCCACGCCGAGAAACAGACUCAUUUACUGACAAUCGAGCUUUAGAGCUAUGUCUGGACGUGGUGUUCGUGCUUAGAGGGUACGUGAACGUUUUGUCGGCUGCCAGUUUAACCAACAAAACGUGGUACCAGUUACCGCCAGCUCCGUGUAACCCUGGCGACUGGUGUGCGGCGGCAGUGUUUGGUAAAUGUAUCUACAUCACAGGAGGCUAUGAAAACAAGAACCUGACGUUGACGUAUCGUGUCUGGGAAAGGGUGUGGGAUUACGGGCCAAUCCUAAAACACCAACGUUAUGCUCACUGCAUGACGGUCCUCGGCGACUCACUAUACGUGAUUGGAGGAGAGAACAGUAGCACCAUAGAAGAGCUGCAGCACGGACAGCAAGAAUGGCAGGUGGUUGGAGAUAUCGGCUGUAAGAGACAGAAUUCCUCCGCUGAAGCUGUUGGAGAAAACAUUCUCGUGGUGGGUGGAAUCAUGUAUGGGAACAUCAUAGACGUCAUCCAUUGCUUCAACACAAACACACAUGCUCUGUCUAUUAUCGACAUGCCAGAAACGACGGGAUACGUCACGAGGUCGUAUCGGUGGAUGUCAGAUAUAUAUUUAGUGCACGAUCACGGCGCUGUCGACCUCCUGCACAUCGAUGAUGACUCAAGGAUGCCGAUACCGAGAGCUGAACGUGUGGCAGAAUUCGACAAACCUGGGAGAUGCUUUGGCUUUGUGAACAGAGGAAAGGACGAUAUCAUCGUCUAUUCGAAAAGUGGCAUCCAGAAGUGGAACAUCAGCGAUGGCUCCAAAGAACGCAUCAAGUUUCAAAAUAGGCUAGAACAUGGCGAGAUCUUCGAUACUUUAGAGAUGAAGAUACCGCCUUUCUAUCUCGGUCCAUGA
Molecule: messenger RNA, 1632 nt
Organism: Gigantopelta aegis
Lineage: Eukaryota; Metazoa; Mollusca; Gastropoda; Neomphalida; Peltospiridae
Product: kelch-like protein 29
Exons: 1
Coding region: 1-1632 (543 amino acids)
Molecular function (GO): protein binding
Source: RefSeq, a predicted model, not a curated record